CAGCCGCCGUCAGUUGAGUUUCAGCAGAGUUGGAAGAGUCAUCGUUCGGUCGGUUUUUCUCGCAGCAGCAAGUUUUUCGAAGGAGAAAAAAGAAAGCUCAUCAGCGGAAAGGAAAAAUCGUUUGUGACGAGUAAACUAGCAAUCAGAAAGAAGAUAAUUCAUAUUCCCGAAGUGACCGAAACCAGUAGGAAUCUAGUUCCGGAUACCAUGGCCGAAGGAAAGAAUGAGGAUUUGGCGACCGCGAUUCUGAAGCGCAAGGAGCGCCCGAACCGUUUGAUCGUGGACGAAGCCGGCAACGAUGACAACUCGGUUAUCUCGCUGUCCCAGGCUAAAAUGGACGAACUGCAGCUGUUCCGAGGUGACACGGUUUUGCUCAAGGGCAAACGUCGCAAGGAAACGGUUUGCAUCGUGCUGUCCGAUGACAACUGCCCGGACGAGAAAAUCCGUAUGAAUCGCGUGGUGCGCAACAACCUUCGGGUGCGCCUAGGGGACGUCGUGUCGAUCCAGUCCUGCCCGGAUGUCAAGUACGGCAAGCGGGUGCACAUCUUGCCCAUCGACGAUACCGUCGAGGGUCUGACCGGUAAUCUGUUCGACGUGUACCUGCGUCCGUACUUCUUGGAGGCCUACCGGCCCAUUCACAGCGAUGACACUUUUAUUGUGCGUGGAGGUAUGCGAGCCGUUGAGUUCAAGGUGGUCGGAGCUGAUCCGUCGCCGUACUGUAUUGUGGCUCCGGAAACGGUCAUCCAUUGCGAAGGCGAUCCGAUCAAGCGCGAGGAGGAAGAAGAAGCUUUGAAUGCGGUCGGUUAUGACGAUAUCGGUGGCUGCCGCAAGCAGCUUGCCCAAAUCAAGGAGAUGGUUGAGCUUCCAUUGAGACAUCCUUCGCUGUUCAAGGCGAUCGGUGUGAAGCCACCUAGAGGUAUUCUCAUGUACGGUCCCCCUGGUACGGGUAAGACCCUAAUCGCUCGAGCCGUGGCCAACGAAACGGGAGCUUUCUUCUUCCUGAUCAACGGUCCGGAAAUCAUGUCCAAGCUGGCAGGCGAGUCGGAAUCUAAUUUGCGCAAGGCCUUCGAAGAAGCCGAGAAGAAUUCUCCGGCCAUUAUCUUCAUUGAUGAAUUGGACGCUAUCGCUCCUAAGCGUGAGAAGACUCACGGAGAGGUUGAACGCCGUAUCGUGUCCCAGCUGUUGACGCUUAUGGAUGGUAUGAAGAAGAGCUCGCAUGUGAUUGUGAUGGCCGCCACCAAUCGGCCAAACUCGAUCGACCCUGCUCUGCGUCGUUUCGGACGUUUCGAUCGCGAAAUUGACAUCGGAAUUCCGGACGCCACCGGACGACUGGAGGUGCUGAGAAUUCACUCCAAGAACAUGAAGUUGGCCGAUGACGUAGAUUUGGAACAGAUCGCUGCCGAAUCUCACGGCCAUGUUGGUGCUGAUUUGGCAUCACUUUGCUCGGAAGCCGCUCUGCAGCAGAUCCGUGAAAAGAUGGACUUGAUCGAUCUGGAGGAUGAUCAGAUCGAUGCUGAAGUGUUGAACUCGUUGGCCGUUUCGAUGGAGAACUUCCGUUACGCUAUGACCAAAUCGAGCCCAUCGGCUCUGCGUGAAACAGUUGUCGAGGUUCCCAACACCACUUGGCACGAUAUCGGAGGUCUGGAGAAUGUCAAGCGCGAGUUGCAAGAACUGGUUCAGUAUCCGGUGGAGCAUCCGGAUAAGUUCUUGAAAUUCGGUAUGCAACCGUCGCGUGGUGUUCUGUUCUACGGACCACCCGGUUGUGGUAAGACCUUGCUGGCCAAGGCCAUUGCCAACGAGUGUCAGGCUAAUUUCAUUUCGGUUAAGGGCCCAGAACUGCUGACUAUGUGGUUCGGUGAAUCCGAAGCCAACGUACGUGACAUCUUCGACAAAGCUCGUUCCGCUUCCCCUUGCGUGUUGUUCUUCGAUGAAUUGGACAGUAUCGCUAAAUCGCGAGGUGGCAACGUGGGAGAUGCUGGUGGUGCCGCCGAUCGUGUCAUCAACCAGAUUCUGACUGAAAUGGACGGUAUGGGUGCCAAGAAAAAUGUCUUCAUCAUCGGUGCCACCAAUCGUCCGGACAUCAUCGAUCCGGCCAUUUUGCGUCCGGGUCGUCUCGAUCAGUUGAUCUACAUUCCGCUGCCGGACGAUAAGUCCCGUGAGGCUAUCCUGAAGGCCAACUUGCGCAAGAGCCCGGUGGCGGGCGAUGUCGAUUUGACGUACGUCGCCAAGGUGACUCAGGGAUUCUCCGGUGCCGAUUUGACUGAAAUUUGCCAACGUGCCUGCAAGUUGGCUAUCCGUCAGGCGAUCGAAGCGGAAAUUCGUCGUGAGCGAGAACGCACCGAAGGCCAGAGCUCAGCAAUGGAUAUGGAUGAGGAUGACCCAGUGCCGAACAUCACCCGUGCGCACUUCGAGGAAGCGAUGAAGUUUGCCCGUCGGUCAGUUUCCGACAACGACAUCCGCAAGUACGAAAUGUUUGCCCAAACGUUACAACAGUCUCGUGGAUUCGGAAAUAACUUCAGAUUCCCAGGAGGCCAGAGUGGUUCCAGUUCGCAGGGACAGGGAUCGAGUCAACCGACGAGCAAUCCAGCCGACAACGGUGAUGACGAUCUCUAUAGUUAGACAGCUGCAUACGCCACUCGCGCGUCAUGCCGGCAAUUUUCGAUUCGUAGAAUAUCAAAUGAGCGACGAGAAUGUCCAUCCGUAACGCGCCCAUUCCCCAUUGCUAGCAACAGAAGAUCAGAUGUCCAUCAACAGGUAACGAACAGGAAACACACAACUUGAACACUCUCUAGCUCUGCCCUCACUUCCUGCCUACUGGGGUCAACCAGCAGAAUGGAACGCCUACUUAGAUGCGCGACAGGGGGCCAUCCGUUAUAAUUGAUUGCGGUACAUACAUACAUACAGAUUGCAGAAUACUAAUCUUUCUUAAAAUACGAAUAUUUACCGUAAGGGAAGUUAACUUUUUUUUUUAUUAAAAACAGUAAAUAUCUUAAGAAGACCUAGCUGAGGGAGAGAAACGGUAUGGUUGGUCAGUAGAGAAGUCCCUGUUUGUCUAUACCCCUGUAUUAUUUUAUUUAUUGGUUUAUUAAAACAAAAUUUCCAUUCUUUUGUUGAGCUCUACAUAUUGCUAUUUUAAAGUUUUUCUUUUACCAAACAGAGUUACUUUUCCGAAUACCCACAGAUUUUGGACUUCGGUAAUUAUUUAAACACAAUUCUAGUUGUUCAACUUUUGGUUGCAAUUUCUACUGGAAUCUGAUGUUUAACCGAUAUCCUAAGACCGAAGUGAUCAAAAUUUUCUUAGAGUGACAUUACACUCUCGUACAUUUUAUACAUUACUAGCAAGAUCGUCAAAUAGAAGCACUGUUACGGAUACAUUGAUGGUCUGGGGACUAUUGUGUGGACGUAACAGGAGGAACCCGUUUAAAAUAUAUUGAUUAUUUCAAUUUAGAAACCAACACACUAUUCCUUAAAUAGGAUGCGAAGUAGCUCUAGGUAUAGUAAUGACUAGUGGUCAAAGAGUUUGGAACUGUAAGGUGAUUAAAUUUGAAAGCAAGAACAAAAAAAGAUAAUAAAAUAGACUUAAAAUGUAA
Aedes albopictus (Asian tiger mosquito) is the source of this 3590-nucleotide messenger RNA. It is a transcript of the gene TER94, whose product is annotated as transitional endoplasmic reticulum ATPase TER94. NCBI's taxonomy places the organism in Eukaryota, Metazoa, Arthropoda, Insecta, Diptera, Culicidae. The record is from RefSeq and is a predicted model, not a curated record. Gene Ontology annotation, biological process: mitotic spindle disassembly; autophagosome maturation; retrograde protein transport, ER to cytosol. Gene Ontology annotation, molecular function: ATP binding; ATP hydrolysis activity; polyubiquitin modification-dependent protein binding. The transcript has 5 exons. The coding region runs from base 208 to 2619 and encodes 803 amino acids. Gene Ontology annotation, cellular component: VCP-NPL4-UFD1 AAA ATPase complex; cytosol; nucleus.